Molecule: messenger RNA, 5101 nt
Organism: Rubroshorea leprosula
Lineage: Eukaryota; Viridiplantae; Streptophyta; Magnoliopsida; Malvales; Dipterocarpaceae
Source: the annotation of a GenBank genome assembly
GUCCUCUAUGGAUCACUCUAGCUGGCAAGCAUAUACGCAAGAGUAGUAGGAAAAGGAAGUUUCGUUUUGAGAAUAUGUGGCUGCGGGAUGACAACUGUCGAGAGAUAGUACAACAGGGCUGGUCUUCAACUCCGGGCAGUGGAAAUUGGGAUGGCUUGUUAGCAAAGGUCAAGGCUUGCUCGAGUACACUGGAGUCUUGGAACUUGACCCAUUUUGGCCAUGUCCAACGUAGGAUUAAGCAGAACAUAACAGCUCUUGAGGCGUUACAGUGCCAACCUGAAUCUGCAAAAUCUUUAUCUGAAGAGAAACAACUGCUAGUUGAGACUGAGGAAUGGCUUGAGCGUGAGGAAAUAUUGUGGAGACAACGGUCACGGGACAUUUGGCUGCAGGAAGGUGAUCGCAAUACUCGUUUCUUCCACAUGAGGGCUUCCAGGCGAAGGGAGCGCAACACAGUUGGCAAGCUUUUGAAGGAUGAUGGCCAAUGGACUGAUAAUCCAGCAGAAAUCAGGAGUAUUGCUAGUAGUUAUUUUGAAUCACUUUUCUCAUCUUCCUCACCAAGCGACUUGGAGUAUGUGUUGAACUGUGUUGAGCCUUGUGUACAGGAGGAUGAUAACAGGUUCCUUCUCAGUGAAUUUACAGAGCACGACAUUACACGUGCCCUGUUCCAAAUGCAUCCAUCCAAGGCUCCGGGGCCUGACGGUUUAUCACCGGGUUUUUUCCAACAUUUUUGGGAUAUUGUCAAAAUGGAUGUGAUAGGCCCUUGUUUAAAGUUUUUGAAUGAGAAUGAACCCCUGCCCGAGCAGUUGAAUUUCACUAACAUUGUGCUUAUACCAAAGUGCCCCAAACCAAAAACCAUGGCUAACUUACGUCCAAUUAGUCUUUGCAAUGUUAUUUACAAAGUAUUGGCUAAAACACUAGCAAAUCGAUUUAAAUCGGUUCUAUCCUCAGUGAUUUCACCUGUGCAGAGUGCCUUCUUGCCGAACCGACUCAUCACAGACAACUUCUUGAUUGCUUUUGAGGUCCUACAUCACAUGAAAGUAAGAAAGAAGAGGAAAAGGGGGUGGCAGGCCAUCAAACUUGAUAUGAGUAAAGCUUUUGACAGGGUAGAAUGGCCAUAUCUUGAGCAGAUUAUGAGAUCACUGGGCUUUGCUGAGCAUUGGAUACAAUUGAUUAUGGCUUGUGUUACAUCAGUUCAGUAUGAGGUGCUGUUGAAUGGCUCCGAGGCCGGGCAAGUAUCUCCAACUAGGGGGAUACGUCAAGGAGAUCCCCUCUCUCCAUAUCUCUUCAUCCUCUAUGCAGAGGGCCUUACUGCUAUGAUACACGAUGCUGAGAGAAGAAGGUUACUUCAUGGUAUAAAGAUUUGCCACAGGGCCCCUUGCAUAUCCCACUUAUUGUUUGCCGAUGAUAGCUUCCUAUUUUUACGAGCUACUGAAACAGAGGCCCAGAAUUUGAAGGACAUCCUCCAGAAGUAUGAAUUGAUGUCAGGGCAGAAGGUGAAUCUAUGCAAAUCAGCUAUUUCAUUUAGUAGUAGUGUCCAUAGUAGCAUUCGCAGGUGUAUUACAGAUAUUCUUGGCAUGGAAGAGAUCGAGCAUCAAGGCCAGUAUUUGGGCUUUCCAGCCUAUGUUGGUAGAUCACGUUCUGCAGCCUUCUCCAAUCUAAAAAGCAAAUUCUGGGCUCGUAUUAAUGAGUGGAGGGCACAACCACUAUCCAGAGCAGGUCGUGAGGUCUUAAUUAAAUUUGUUCUUCAAGCUCUUCCUACUUAUGUGAUGGGUUUGUUUAAGCUCCCCAAGACGCUUUGUACAGACCUUGAGCGGAUUAUGAACAGAUAUUGGUGGGGAGGGGGUGAGGAGGAGCAUAAGAUCCACUGGCUGGAAUGGAGGAGACUAGCUAUUUCGAAAAAGCAUGGUGGGCUGGGUUUUAGGGCACUCCAUGAAUUCAAUAUGGCCAUGUUGGGGAAACAAGGUUGGAGAUUGAUGACAAAUCCUGAUUCGUUAGCUGCCCAGCUAUUGAAGGCAAAAUACUUCCCUCGCACCAACUUCCUGCACGCUGUUUUGAAACCCGGUUGUAGCCUAACUUGGAGAAGUAUAUGUAGCUCGAAAGAGCUUUUGAGCAGGGGUUGUCGGCGGCUUCUAGGUGAUGGGCGUAGCACUGAGAUCUGGGGAGAUCCUUGGCUUCCAGGAAAUUCUGAGUUUUAUCUCCAAUCACCACGUCCGCCCAACUAUGAGCUUAGAUAUGUCAGUGACUUAAUUGAUGACAGUUCUCAUGCGUGGAAUCGAGACUUAAUCCAGAAUACUUUCUCUUCUUAUGAAGCUCAUCUAAUCAUAUCUCUUCCAAUUAGCUGGGAGCAACGUGAGGAUAGGUGGACGUGGAGUCUCACACGGCAUGGUACCUACUCUGUACGUUCUGGAUACCAUUGUGCGAUGAAUAUGCAGAGGGACAUGGGUGUUCCAAGUAGCUCCAAUGCAUCCUUUGGUGGCAAUAAAAAGAAGCAUAUACUAGUGGAGUUGGAAUGCCCUGUGUGUGGCUCUGCUAUGGAAUCUGUGGCACACUGUCUUUUGUUUUGCUCCGUCGCUCGAGCGGUGUGGCAUGGAAGCUCCCUCAGUCUUCGAGUUUCAGAGUUCCCCUCUAGCUCUUUUGCAGAUUUCUUUGAUGCUAUGUGUACUGAACUGGGGAAGGAGCAGUUGGAGCUUCUCUGUAUUUUAAGCUGGAGGAUUUGGAGCUCUCGAAAUGAAGCUCAUUGGAAUGGCAGAAGGGCACACCCUCAACAAAUUAUUGAAGGAGGCGUGAAUUACUUGAUGAAUUAUCAGCGAGCGCAGCAAUCAAUGGGGCGGGGAUCUGGAGUUGUCCAAGUGCAUGGCGAGACAAAGUGGAAGCCUCCUGACGAGCAGACCAUCAAGAUCAAUGUCGAUGGCGCAGUAGCAGAACAACGUAAGGUGUUUGGUAUGGGUGCAGUGGCUCGGGAUCAUUGCGGAGAAGUUCUGGCAACCAUGGCCUGUCAGGGGCGGGACGUUGCAGCUGCAGAAAUCGUAGAAGCAUGUAGUAUCCGGCGUGCACUGCAGUGGGCUCAAGAGUUAAAUCUUGGGAGAAUUAUUAUUGAGACGGAUUGUGCCAGUAUUGUAACUGCACUGUCAAACAAUGUAGCCUUAAAUUCAGACCUGGGAAAUGUCUUAUCAGAUUGUAAGCUGUUGAUGUCCUCUUUCCUGCACUGCCGAGUCAAACACGUGCGUCGGACUGGAAAUGCUGUGGCUCAUGAGGUUAAGAGCGAGAGUGAUAUUGAGCGUGAGUUAGAGUUUUUUGAAGAUCCUGACUACAUCCCUCCCCCUACUCCGUGCAGUGAAAGUUAUGAGACUGAGGAGAUGUCUUUUGAGGAAACACUGAGCAUUGGGGGGAACGAGGAACUAAGGAUGUUGGAGUACAGUGAUAUAAGCAUUGAGGGUGAAUCGUCUGGGUCUGAGCGGACAGAGGGAGGGGUAGGGAGAAAUGAGGUUGUUGAGGUUGGGGCAAAAGAGGUGCCUGUUAAUAUAUUGGAAGUGGGAGAUAGGAGUGAUAAGUGUUACGAUAGUGGGGCAAACAUUGUGUCUAAGGUGAAGGGGUAUGAGUCUGAGUUGUGGAGUAGGGAUAGCCUGAGUUAUCUCGUAGAAAGCUACGAGAUCUCUUCUAGAGUGUUAAUUAGGCUUGUUGGAGUGAAAGAAAGGGCAUGCUCUACACCCAAGGAUCAUUGGAUGCUAGUGUAUGCCCAUUACUUGGCUGCAGGGCUUAGGUUUCCUUUACCUGAUUUGUUGGAUAGGGGAGAUGCGGAGGUGGAGUUCCUUUCUACCUGGAGGGCUAAAAAGGCCAACCAGAAUAAAUAUAGUUUAAAUAGUGAUGAGGAGGAAGAAGUAGAGAAGCUGGUGAGAAGGGAGGGUGACAUAAUAGAUAUUAUGUUUCUCACCAACUCGGAUGUUAUAGAAGCGGCUGAGCUUUAUGGACCGAGCGCACUGAGCGAAGGCGUGUUGGUGUCUUGUGUGAUUGCUGCUGGUGGGGUGGCUAUUCCCAAAAAGCCAAGGAAGAAGUCCCAAGCUUUGGAAAAGGCUGUACCUGGGAAAGGAGAUGGAUACCUGGGAAAGGAGAUGGAUACCUGGGAAAGGAGAUGGGCACCUGGAGAAAGGGCAGUUGUCAAGCAUAGAACCCCAAGCUACAGAGGAAGUGGAGCUAAGGGGGACGGGGUAGUGGAGUUCGUACCUCAGCCUACACCUGUUGAGCUUGAUCCUGACCUCAAAGAGAUCGAGGUCCCUGCCUUUGGCAAGGGUAAAGCGUUUGUUCAUGCGCCUUCUCUCCAUAGCAGCAUUUUUGGGAGCAAGAACUUCUCCACAGUGAAGAAUUUCAUCAACGCCUACAUGCCUGAGAUGGAUCGCCGUGAAGCGGAAGGAAGAAGUCUUGCUGCAUGGAUAGACCUCAGUUGUGAGGCAUGCUCUGGAGCCCAAGAAUUCCUAGAGUUGGUGAAGGAGCGCAACAGCCUGCAGAAGGAAAGGGAUGAGCUGUUGAAGAAAAACGGUGAAAUGAAGAGGGAACUGGAUAUCGUGGAGCAUAUCGGCAACUUUAUCAACUCCAGCACAUUUGACAACAUCGUCAAUCUUUACUGGCUGCCGACUGCAAUCCUCGCCUUCAUUGAUUGCAAAAAGAAGGUCAAGACUGAGUAUCUCGAGGUGGAUAUCACCAAGAUCACCUUCGGCGAGCAAGAGGAAGGGGUGGAGAAGAACGACGAAAGCCUAUCAGCAGAUUUCCGACCUCAGGUUAAGCUGAGGUGGGAUCAUGAUGAAGAAGGACACAUUGUUUUUCCUCCCAACUUCGACUUCGAGUUCGUAGCAGUGGAGGAGGAGGAAGGAGAAGUAGAAGGAGUUGAAGUUGAGAAAAGUUAGCCAUCUUGUCCCGUAGAGGUGCAUCCAGUUCCCUCAAAAAAAGAGCAACCACCUCUCUCAGCAGAGCAAGAGCCACCACAACCACCUCCACCAGUGGAAUAGCUUAGGGAUUUUUUACUUUAGUAGUUUUUGAUUUUUCUUUUUUUGAGAACGUUGAAACAAUUGUAACUUUUAUUAUUUUUUAAUGAAAAAUUUUUUGUUGA